Molecule: messenger RNA, 815 nt
Organism: Selaginella moellendorffii
Lineage: Eukaryota; Viridiplantae; Streptophyta; Lycopodiopsida; Selaginellales; Selaginellaceae
Product: early light-induced protein, chloroplastic-like
Exons: 2
Coding region: 78-737 (219 amino acids)
Source: RefSeq, a predicted model, not a curated record
AGUUCUAGCCAAGUUCUUCCAAGCUUUUCUAGCGGUUUUUCGAGCGAUCUUUCACUACUUUGCGAUUUUUCUGCAAAAUGGCACUCGCAGCAGGCAGUAGCAUUGCAACAAUCCCUUCCUGGCUCUCCAAAUCCGCCGCGCCCAAGUCUCGAUCCAAUCGCUCCUUGAUCCUGCUGCCAGUGAGAGCUUCCUCGGACAAUGGACGAGGCGAUGGAAUCAGCAGCGUUUUGGACAAGACCAAGAAGGAGAUCAGCCGCGAGGAUGUUCUCAAGAACCAGGCCGAGAACGAGUCGGAGAAGCGGUCUGUGUUUGGAGCGGUGCCAUCGUCCGGAGCAUUGUGGCCGAGGCCGGAGAUUGAGAGGCGGCCGGAGACGGGCGAUCGAUCGUUCGCGAGCUUGAUGGCGUUUGAUGGCGCUGGCCCAGAGACGAUCAAUGGCAGACUGGCAAUGGUUGGAAUCUUGUGGGCAUUUGCGGUGGAGAGGAUGACGGGACAAACGGUGGCCGAGCAGCUCUACGCGCCGGGCAACUUUGGCUUGUUUAAUUUCUUGGCGGUGGCACAGCUCUUUGCGUAUGCGUCGCUGGUUCCCCUGUUUAAGGGAGAGAGCCCUGAUAGCCGAUCUUUGGGUCCGUUUAGAGCCAUGGCCGAGCGCUGGAAUGGGCGGACGGCCAUGCUUGGAUUCCUGGCGUUGGUGGUCACGGAAUUUUUCACCAAGACCCCAGUGUUUCACAUGAUGUAAAGCUGUUUUGUUUAGUUAAAGAAUAGUUAACAUAUUUCUUAAGAAUGAUUGUUUUGUUUAAUUUUAAAAAAUAUAUUA